CCCCACGCCCUACUUCUCCUUCCUGCUCCUCCCCACCGAGCGCCUUUUAUCUCGUAGCGUCUGGGUGGCGGCGGCGCAGGGCAGCGGACCCCUCGCUUUCCGCUUCCGGCGUGCGCCGGGCGCUCUCUGGUGGCGGUUUGGCGUUUUCCCGCCUUUUCCUCCCCCUCCUCCUCCCCUUCACCGACCAGGGAGGGAAAGGGAGCUGCGUGCGUUAGUUGAGGAUGGAGAAAGAGGCGGCGGCGUCUGGCGCCGGCCUACCUGGCGACGAGGGCGAAGAAGGCGAGAGGAGCGCGGAGGAGCCCGUGGUGUCGCUAGCCGAGGUGCUGGCCGAGAGCGAGGAGCUCGAGAAGGAGGCGCGCGCCGUGCUGGGCGGGAGCGACCACGAGCGCUGCAGCUACUCUCAGGUGAGCCCCGCGGGGGCGAGGAGAGAGGGGCGGGGCCCCGCCAGGUGGGGCUUCCCUUUGCGGCCCCUGAGGGGCUGGGGGGGGGAGGAGGGGCGGCUGAGGUGGUUGGGGGGCGAGGGGAAGCGGGGGCAGAAGGAAAGAGGAAUGCCCGCUCCUCUUUAUUUCGUUAGUCAUUAUUUGAAGUAACCCCGUUCCAUCAUCAUCAUCAUAUUAUUAUUAUUAUUAUUUAUUUUGUUGUUUAUACUCCGCCCAUCUGGCUGGGUUUUCCCAGCUACUCUGCUCAGCCUACUAAAGAUUCAUGGACUUUCCGCUCAAAUGAAUCCUAAAGUGGCUGACAAACAAUAAACAAGAGCCUCGCAAGUGCAACGUAAACCCUAUAAUGCAAUUUUUAAAAAACCAUCCGUAGAAACGCAUCCGCAGUGGUCAACAAGAUGGCAACGCGGCGGCCGAGCUCCAUUCAGCAGCGGCCGAACGUCUUGGUGUUUUUCUCUUCAGCUGACCUCGUGCUUUUGUUAGUUUUGCUUGUUCUUUUUAAAACCCUGUUUGGAAAGGUGGGUGGGAUAGGACUCUGUUAACAGAUGUGCUUGGAUUAUAAAGUCAAAGAGCGUAUAUGGAAAAGGUAGCUAGGCUUUUACACCCGAAAAAAGGUCUUGCGGAGCAAUAGUUUCUUGCAGGGCAACCAAUUGUGGGGGAUCUUUUCUCCAUACUUUGGUUUGUUCUUGUGGUCCCAUGGUGAUCAGACUUUAGUGUGGUUAAACGAAAUGAAGGGCAUGGAACAGUCACUGGAAUCUUACUAAUGUCUUCUAAAAGAUUACAGUAAAGGUAAAGGUACCCCUGCCCGACAGGGCCAGUCGUGACCGACUCUAGGGUUGCGCGCACAAAUGCCCCCUUUUGCCUGCUCCCUUUUUGCUACAAUUUUGACGUAACUCCAUUCUCACUGCUCUAGGAGUGUAUUCUGGCCAGUGAUGAUCAUUCUGAAGCUUGUUGAUCAUCUGGCUGCAUCUCUUGUUUUUCCUCAUAUUGGCAUGCUCCUGGAAAAAAGCUAGGCAUCACAUAUCUUGGUAGUAUCUUGCCGUAACCUCAAGCCGUCUUGCAAUAGCUGAAGCAAGGAGGAGGGUGUGUGGGUGUCUUGGUAUGUUUGAAAAUAAACUGGGAUAGCUUUAGACUAAGGUUCAUGCCUGGCGUGCUCUGGUCCAUGGGGUCAUGAAGAGUCGGACACAGCUAAAAGAUUAAACAACAACAACAAGAAGGUUCAUAUACCUAAGGGGUACAGAAAUACACUGGACAGCGAUCCUCAUCUGUGCAUGGUACUCUUUAUAUACCUUGUUCAUUAGGGAAGAAAACCCUGAAAUAUCAAAAUACACUGCUUAUACAUUGCCUGUGAAACAAGGAAGAAUUGUGUAAAACAGCAGUGAAUGAUGGUUGCCUCCUACUGUUGCUUAGGCAAGGGCAAUUUUGUCCCUUUCUUCUUAUUUUGUCUGACUUCCCCCUCCCAUCAGUAGCUUGUUAUCUAGAUAAUGAAAAUAUGGGAUUAUUUGGAAGCUUAUUUAUACUGCAGUGCACUUAUACAACACCAUGUAACACCCUGGUCCUUUUGUUCCCUUUUCAGAAACAAACUUGGCAUGGAGUAUACAGCAUUUUCUGGCUGCCAGUUAUUUUAGCUGCCUAAGUGAAAUUUCUAAUGUGUUGUUGGCUGAAUCUGGAAUAAUCAGUCCUAAGUUGUAGGAUACAGCUGCUUGAGAACAUGGGAGCCGUUAUGGAAUCUCCUUUGAAAAUGAAAGCUGGAUUUGGUUUCUGUACACAGAAUUCAGUUUUGCUCAACUUCAAAUUCCCAGACUGGCAUUCCCUAACAUCUCCAUUUUUAUGCUGCUGUCUCUUUUCCAGGGAGCUGUAAAGAGGCAAGCCUUGUAUGCCUGCAGUACGUGCACGCCGCCAGGAGAAGAACCAGCAGGGAUCUGUCUAGCAUGCAGUUAUGAAUGUCAUGGCACCCACAAGUUAUUUGAGCUGUAUACGAAAAGGUAACAUUGAUUGAUUGAUUGAUUGAUUGAAUUUAUAUCCCACACCCUGAAGGAGCCCAGGGUGACAAACAGAUCUACAGUUUUAAAAACCAGAACAUUAUAAAUCAGUUUAAUUUUUUUAAAAAACAGUUACAGUUAAAACCUUCUAAAAUCAGUUAUUCCAUCCAGUGAUCUCAGGGUUGCCAGCAAUAGUAAUACCGAAAAUCAAAUUUGUUUCCUCUACUGUACAACAUUAAUGCAGCUAAACUAAAUGCAGGCUGCAUUUUAAUGUUUUAAUUAUUUUAAUCUUGUUUUCAAGUUGUAUUUCAAUCAACUUGUUUUUAUUAUUGGUUGUUAGCCGCCCUGAGCCCGGUCUUGGCUGGGGAGGGCAGGGUAUAAAUAAAAUUUAUUAUUAUUAUUAAACUAGAAUUGCCAUUUUGUUGCCACUGUAACUCUUUUAUACAAUCAGUGGUGGAGAGCAGGUGGGGGCAUGGCUGGGGCGUGUCCUGCCACCUGUGGGGGCAUGGCGCCCAGCACGGGUGGGGGGGCAGCUGCGAUGGCACCCCACCGGGAUCGUGCUGCCGGAGGCAGUACACUCCCCCCCACUCCUCUUCCUCUGCCAGUGUAUACAAGAAUGCUUUGAAACUCAGGAUUGUAACUGCGAGAAAAAUGUUAGUGAGGUUUAGCAGACAUAGAAAACUAUUGGAUAUGUUAGGUUUAAAAGAAAAACCUUUGGAUGCAGCUGUUUGUUUAUUAGCCUCCAAUGAGACAACCAAAAUAAGUAGUGCUAUGGGCUCACCAAAAUGACAUGUUCUUGUUCAUGAUAGUAUAAUAAUCAUCAAAUUUGUAAAUCAAAUGUCUGCUUUGAUAAAAACCUUUUUGGGUGUGGUUGAAUGAUCCUGGUCAGAAGUAGGGAUUUUUCAUCCAUUUAUUAAUACAGUUAACUUUCCUGAGAUAUAACUGAUGUUCCUAAAACUAAAAAAAGCCCUGUCGGAACUCUGGCUCUUUUUUUCCUCUUAGAAACUUCCGCUGUGAUUGUGGAAACAGCAAAUUCAAAAAUUUGCAAUGCAAACUAUUUCCAGUAAGUAUAAUUCUGUUUCCUUUUUGGAGUGUAAUUGUAGCUAAACUCUUGUUUCUUUAGUGUGAGAACUUUUACUUGUAAUUUCUUUUCUCCUCCCUCUCACAAACAUGCAUUUCAAAAGUGAGAUUGAAAUGAAAUUUGCAAAAUUCUUAAUAGCUGUUGGCCCAGGCUAGCUUUAUUUAGUGUCUAGUGACCUUCAUGGGUCAGUUCAUUGCAGAUGUGGACCCACAUCCAGAUGCCCCUUCACGUCUGGAUUGACUCUGCAUGGAAAUGCAGAUUUCAUUUGCUGGCUUAUAAAAAUGGUGUGUACUAGGGCUGUGCUAUAAAUCGCCAUAUUCUUGAAUACAGUGUAUUGAAAUAACAUUGUGAUAUGUGUUUCAACAAGGCAAUAUACUGGUGAACAAAAGGUGGAGACUUAACAGCUUCCCAGGGGGUAGCUCAGCUGAACAGAUACUUUACAGAUACUUUGCAGAUAAUUUGCUGGCACCAACUCUUCAGCUUUGUUUGCUCUCUCCCUUCUCCCUCCUGAAUGAUGAUAAGCCCUCACACAAACCAGCAAACUCUUUCAUCUUCACAGGUAUCUUUCCACUUAAAGGUAAAGGGACCUCUGACAAUUAAGUCUAGUUGCGAACAACUCUGGGGUUGCGGUGUUCAUCUUGCUUUACAGGCCGAAGGAGCCAGCGUUUGUCCGCUUCCACAGACAGUUUUUCUGGGUCAUGUGGCCAGCAUGACUAAGUCGCUUCUGGCGAAACCAGAGCAGUGCACGGAAACACCAUUUACCUUCCCGCAAGAGCGGUACCUAUUUAUCCUUGCACUGCGUGCUUUCGAAUUGCUAGGUUGGCAGGAGCUGGGACUGAACAAUGGGAGCUCACCCCGUCCCGGGGAUUCGAACUGCUGACAUUUCAAUCGGCAAGCCCAUGUGGCACAGUGGUUUAACCCACAGCUCCACCCGGGUCUUUCCACUUAGGGCUCAGCUAAUUAUGCAGAGCCUGCUAACAAUCUAGGAGGGACCACCUAUGGCUAGACAAUGAAGAUCCAGCAAUCAAAGAUCCAGCUGCAAAAUAAACAAAAGAAAGUAAACAAAACUAGAAAGCACAUCUUUCUUUCCUCACACUACCCCCCCCCCCGGAAGAGUUUUCAUUUUUAUUUUUUGGUGGUGUUUAUGUUGUUGGUUCCCCCUUAAAUAACUUUCCUCCAUAUCAAAAAGGAAGGGGUUUUUUUAUUUAAAGGAAACUGUCUUUUUGCUUGCUUGCCCUCCCUCCCAUUGAUAAAAAGAGAUUGGUGGGAUGAGAGCUUUUGAGGAUUUCCUUCUGUGUGGGGGGUGGGGAUGGAGGGGAGAAGAUUUAGCUGGCUGCCUUGUGCUGAAAUGGGAGAAUGAUGGGGAGGGUGUUUUUCAGUAACUAGUGCAAGCUCAUGUGUGUCUACUCACAAGUAAGUCCUACUGAAUUCAAUGAGGCUUACUCCCAGGAAAGUAGAAGUAAGUUCAGUUGAACUCUGUGGGGCUUACACAUGCAUAGAUUCCACUUAGACCUCUGAGUGGGGAAGCAGAUUCAACCUGAGUAGUAAAUCACUUGAAUUAGUUGAAAAUUAUAUGGAAGUGUAUUUAAUAUUUUUAUUAAAACUACUACUUCUUUACAUUUUAAGGCCCUCCACCGCAGCAGGGAGUCUCGUCAAGGCCCUUGGCUGCUGUGGGGAAGCGUGGCGCAGCCUCCGCUGCUGCAGGGAGGUUGGGCGGAACCAUUUUCCAGCAAGGUCCUCCACCAUAGCCAAUAUAUGUUGGGAUAUAUCGAGAUACAGUGAUAUUUAGCUGAUGAUAUAUUGUGAUGUUAAAAAUCAAAUAUCGCCCAUCCCUAGUGUGUACACUGUUGUCUGUAAACAUGAUAUUAAUGUGCUUUUUAUUAACCUGCUGGACUCUAGUACUUGGAGAAAUAUGAGUGUGCUUUUUAAUGUAGGACACAGCUUGCAAUCCAGAGAUGGCAUCUGAGUCAGAUGGGCACAUUGAGUCUCCAUUAACUUCAAUUGAGGGAACUCUAUUCUUUUUCUUUUAUUUGACUCUGCCUUCAAGGUCUUCUGAUUACCUCAAUUUCUUUCCCUUCCAAAAUCUCAAAGGUUUAUAGAGUAUAUAAAUUUUUCAGGCUUGAAGUGAGAUUCAAUAAGGGACAUGUGAUAUGCAUUUAAUAUGCCUGGACAUAAUAGCAAAGUUUCGCUUUCUGGGAUGGCUAAAAGUAAGAUACACACCAUGAUUUUACGGUUUUUAUUUCUAGAAUAUUUGUUUUCCUCUUGUAUUUUGUUUAAGACAUAUGUCCUAACUUAUUUCUAGGAGAAGGCAAUGGUGAAUCCAGCAAAUAAAUAUAACGAUAACUUCUUUGGAUUAUAUUGUGUUUGUAAAAGACCUUACCCAGAUCCUGAUGAUGAGGUAAGAUGCUGACGUCUUGUACAUGCAAAUAUUUUUAUAUGCGUGCAGUUCUAGUAAGUUUUAGUAACUUUACUAUGUUUUAAAAUAAGCAAAAAGAGAUGUCUGUCAGAGGUAGUUGGUGGAAAAUAAAGCUCCGCAAUAUGUACAGUGCUACUGAUCAUGUGCCAUGACGCAAGAAAUUGCACAAACUGGCAACAUCAGGGUAUUUUUUAUGCAGGGAAUUUCAUCAUGUUCUCUAGGCUUACCCAGUGCCAAAUUGACUUUUCAUAAUGUUGGAACUUGGAGCCAUCCAUUAUAGCUAAAUGUUGGAAGAUUGAAAACAGACAGAAUACGUAUUACUCACAUGGUGUUUAGUUAAAUUAUGGAGUUCACUACAGUGGUACCUCGGGUUAAGAACUUAAUUCGUUCUGGAGGUCCGUUCUUAACCUGAAACUGUUCUUAACCUGACAUACCACUUUCGCUAAUGCGGCCUUCUGCUGCCGCUGUGCUGCCACUGCGCGAUUUCUGUUCUCACCCUGAAGCAAAGUUCUUAAACCGAGGUACUAUUUCUGGGUUAGUGGAGCCUGUAACCUGAAGCGUCUGUAACCCGAGGUACCACUGUAUUAGAAAAUGUAGUGAUGGUAGUGUCCCCUAAGGUAAUUGGGACCCUAACAAUUUAAGGCUUUAAAAGUUAUAACCAUGGAAAUGAAUCUGCAGGCAGGGCAGAUGUUUUAAUAUAGGUGAUUGAGGAGAUUGCUAUCUCAAGCUUCUCAAUAAGCAAAUUACAGCACCAUUUUGCACUCGUUGAACCAUCUUCAAAGGUAGCCUGACGAAGAUAAUUUUGUAAUAUUUUGGCUCUAUUUUUAGAUUCCAGAUGAAAUGAUCCAGUGCAUAGUUUGUGAAGACUGGUUUCAUGGAAGGGUAAGCCCGUGUAAUAAAAUCACUUCAUUAAAUGGAAAGGGUUGGAAAUGUUAAAGUGAUAAAUUUAACCUGUCAGACCAGAUUUUGUAACUUGGAUAGGGCUCGCUUCCUCAGCCUCCUUAAUUCAAAAUAAUUGCAUAGAUCCCUCAAGCAAUACUCUGGAAUAAUUGAGUUUAUGUUGCAAACCUAUACACUUAAAACUGUUUACAGUUGGAUAGUUAAAUCUCCUCCUUAUUGGAAUAGGCAAUGUUUAGAAGAAGUUUAGGCAUUACAUGUUCUAGUAAGGAUGAAAGAUUGUAAAAUAAUGUUAACCCUUCAUUUACACAAAUGCCUGCGUCACACUGUAUGCCAUGGGCAGAGGUAAGAUUAGGGGUGCUCUCUACAUUCAAUAUGAAGGAAUAUUUUAUUCCCAAUUUCUAAUUAGAUUGCUGAAUUUCUGGAUUCUAAGCUAAGCUCUUCUUUCUCCCCCAUCCCUCCCAGGGGAAAAUUAGGAAUGGAUUUUUGUGUGAAAGGACUCUGAACUCAGUUGGUAUUAAAACAAAGUCCUGAGCUGAACAUAACAUAAUAAUAAUUUAUUAUUUAUACCCCUGCCCAUCUGGCUGGGUUUCCCCAGCCACUCUGUGCUCAGAGACACCCUGUUACUUAAUUUGGAGUGCUACAACUCUCCUAACAGUUUGACUUCACCCCCAGAAGCGCACUCCUCCAUUCUUUUCUGAGACAGAUGAAUGCCACCAGUUCACUCCUAUGAACUAUUUUGUACCCAACUUCAUUUCUAAUAAAACACCAACUUCUAAAGAUUCCAUAAGUCUGGAGUCUGUUCGUACCUAGUUUAGAGUGUAAAGAAGAAAAAAGAUGUGUUCCAGUGCUUGAGGAUCACUGUUUCCCAUUUUGUUGAAGAAUAAUUUGUGUUUGUGUUUCCCGUGUGUUCUCAUUUCCACCUCCAGCAUCUUGGUGCAAUCCCUCCAGAUAGUGGGGACUUUCACGAAAUGGUGUGUCAGGCUUGCAUGGAUCGUUGCCCUUUCCUGUGGGCAUAUGCCUCAGAGAUAGCAGGUGAGAAGAAUAAAGGCAGCUGUUGUGCUAAUAUUUUUAACCUGGAGCAGCAGCUCAGCCUUGCUAAUGCAAGUUUUUGGAUUUAACCCAUCUUAGUUUCAUUAAAAUUACCACAACUUCGACUUGUUUAGGUUGCAGCAGUCUUAAUUUUGGCUGAUUGAAUUGUCCACUUGUGCUUUGAGAUUUCUUAAUGUUAGGCAUAGUGUAUUUGUAUCACCUGACCUUUUGUUGUGGGUAGCCAUUUUGAUAUUUAAUAAAAAUAAAAAUAAAUAAUUUUAUUAUUUAUACCCUGCCCAUCUGACUGGGUUUCCCUAGCCACUCUGGGCAGCUUACAUAAUAUAUAAAACAUAAUAAAGCAUGAAACAUUAAAAACUUCCAGAUACAGGGCUGCCUUCAGAAAUCUUCUAAAAGUUGUAUAGUUCUUUAUCUCCUUGACAUCUGACGGGAGGGUAUUCCAUGGGGAGGGUGCCACUACUGAGACAGAAAUAACGUUUCAGGUUUUUGAGAAUGAAAUAGCAUAUUGUAGCGCAAUAUUAGGUGUGGGUGUCUGUCUUUUGCAGUUCACACUGUGACCAAAGUUACUCCUGCAGCUGAAGAUCAAGUUGUGUUGAAUGUUGAAGAAACUGAAGAAAAAAGAAAAGAAAAUGGUAUAGAUAAUCAAAUAAAGACCGAAGAAGAAAAAGCAGCACACAAUAAUGAGCCAUCCACCAGCUCUGCCUCUGAGUGUUCUGAGGUAAGCUUUGCAUUUAUUCUUUUGUGGUUUAUGAUCAAAAUCUUUCUUUCGUUUGUGCUCAGAGCAAGAGAAUAAUUGUUAUUUAUUUAUUUAUUUUGUCUAGCUGGUUAUUACAAAGAUAAAAUAUAUAAAAUAGAAUAAAAACGGAAUAAAAUGCUUCACACAUUGACUUUCUGUUAAGGGACAGGUCUUCCUACAGCUCUGAAAAAGUGGUCUGUUUUACCCUUACAAAGGCAAUUUUUAGGAGAAAAGUUUGUGUCAAAACUACGUGAGCAUGUAACUCUUUGUGAAGCAUGUAAAUUCAUGUAAUUCAGCUAAUUACCUGCCAGACAAACACACCAUUUUGUGUGUAUGAGCACCCUAGUGUCCAAGCCAUCCGGGAACUGCCUGACACCAGUAGCUACAUGUGCAACUGGGCAAUGUAACAGGAACCCCAGACUCAAAAUAAUUAUAUGUUGUAUCCAGUGUUUGUAGACCCACUGAAAUUGAUGGAAGUAACUAACAUGGAUCUGUUAAUUUUAAUGGGUCUUUUCUGAGUAGAACAUAGUUGGAUACCUUCACAAGUGGGUCUGAAAUGAACAGAAAGAUUCAUGUCAAAUGUGCCUGUAGAGUCAGAAAGCAAGUAUUAGAAGGAUUAUUUCCGGUGCUACAGUGUUUGUGCAUUUUUUGGCUGAGAAAACGAGAACUGUGAGCUCCUCUUUUUGCAGGAUUUAUCCAAAUGAGGUUUUUUUCAAUACAAUGUCUAGGAAGAACGUGAAGGCUAAUGUAUUUUGGGAACCUCAGGAGGAAUAAAUGGAGUUAGCCUUGGUGAGGUAUUUGCUAUUCUGCUUGUUUUCCUGGUUCCCUAGACUUCAAUUCAAGUCUGAGCCUCAUGUGCAUAUUCCAUUUUUUAGUUACGGCAUUACUAUCGUCUUACUGCUACCAGAUCGCAGUUUUGUAAUAACUUUGCAGAAAGCUAAGAAGUGCACAGGCUAGAAUGAGCACCACCUAUGGAUAUGGAAGAGAAACUGACCUUUCAUUUUGCAGCAGACAGUUAAGAAAGAAGAAUCCACCUGCAGAUUCCAAGAACUUAAAGCCAAGCAGUAUGUACAGAAGAACAGGGCCACCUUUUGGCCACACAACUGGCGAAGCAAGUUGUGCACCUGCAAAGAAUGUAUGGUAUGUAUUUUUGAAAAUCUCCAAUUUUCAUGUUUGCUUUAGAACUAUCUAGAAUGCAGUUCACCUAUGAACUUGCAAGUGGCUGAAUAAAAAUGGAAGGAGUGGGAAAGCGUAUACCUGCGAGACUUAACCUGUUUUUGUCUGAAAAAAUAUAAUGAAUUUUAUUGGGCAGGUUACAAAAAAGAGUGAUGCUUGCUUGUAAUUUGUCUAUUCAUUUGAUUCACAAUUGGAGUCUCUUUUCUAGUCAUCAAAUUUCAAAGCUCUAUGCAUACAUUGGGGAAGAGGAAGUAGAAGAGAAAUGUCCCAUUUUUGCUUUUCCUCUUCUACCGCUGUUCUUGCCCUUUAAUUCUUAAUCCUGUGUUGGAUAUGUUUGCUGGCUUUGCAAAAGAUAUGUUUGCUGGCCUUGUAUCCCAUUACCUAGGUUUCCUUGCCUGGCUCCAUUUGUCACUUCCACCUUUUGUUGGCUUGCGUUGAAAUUUGCAGGCUCCAGCUGCACAUUGUUACCUCUUCCUUUGAGGUAUUUGGAAAUAUUUAAGGCGGUAGUCAAAUAAGUUUGAGCAUAACUAAUUUACUAAGUGUAUAUUAUUGAUAGAUUGCAUUUGUACACCAGAGGCUCCCAGAGUGGCUUGCAUAAACGGGUCAGGAAGGGAAGAGUAAAACAAAUGGAGCUGGACUGUCAUAGCAGAGGUGAUAGAGUGAGCCCCGCUUCCUAUGUAUCCCAUUCAUAGAAUGGGUGCCCUGAGGUGCCAGUUGAGGGAGAAGAGGCCAUGGUGAUCAAUUCAGUUCUGUAUUUAAAAUAAACUUUUGUUUUUCAGAAAAUGUAUUGUGACCUGGAAGUCCCAUUUCUAACAGAGGAAUGUGAUACAGUCUUAGCCUAUGAGAAUAAAGGGACAAGUGACCAGGAAGCAGACAGAAGAGAUCCUCUAAUGGACACACUUAGCAGCAUGAAUAGAGUCCAGCAGGUGGAGCUAAUCAGUGGUAAGUGAUGGAGCUUUUAUACUUUUUACCCAGCUGGUGGGAGGGCACCAGGUUGGGGAAUGCUUAGGCAGAAUGUUGUGCAGAAUGCAGCAGCUUGGUUUCAGACUGCUGGUCAUAGAAUCAUAGUGUUGAAGGGAGCCCCAGGGUCAUCUAGUCCAACCUCAUUCAAUACUGGAAUCUCAGCUGAAGCAUCCAUGACAGAUGACCAUCCAACCUCUGCUUAAAAACCUCUAAGGAAGGAGAAUCCACCACUUUUUGAGGUAGUCUGUUCCACUGCUGAACAGCUCUUAACGUCAGAACGUUCUUCCUGAUGUUGAGUUGGAAUCUUCUUUAUUUUAACUUGAAUCCAUGGUUCAAAUCCUACCCUCUGCAGCAGGAGAAAGGAAACUUGCUCCAUCAUAAGGCUUGGUAUUCCAGACCCUUGAUCAUCUUGCUUGCCCUUCUCUGCACAUGUUCCAUCUUGUCAAUAUCCUCCUUAAAUUGUGGUGCACAGAACACAGUACUCUGUGUAGUCUGGCCAAUGCUCAGUAGAUUGGUACUGUUACUUCCCUUGAAUGGAAAAUCCAUGCUAAACUAAGUUGAUAUGUUGAGCAAAAAAGCAGACCAGAGGAGCAGGGAGGUAGAGGAGCAGUAUGAGUCUUGGACCAUAUUUGGUUGCAAUUAGUCAGCUAAAUGGAAGAAAAACAAUCCAUUAAGUAAAUUCAUAACUACAGUAACACAGUAUUUUUUUUAAAUCCAGAAUACAAUGACUUGAAAACAGAACUGACAGACUAUUUGAGAAGAUUUGCGAAUGACGGAACAGUAAGUAUAUAACUCCAUAGCGAUUCUCUUUUGUUGAUUUACAGAUUAAUCAUACUCGGUUGUAACAGGAUUGGAAGGUAAUAAUGCUUUUAGGCUUAGGUCCUCAGUUUCUCAGGUCACUCAUAAAGCUCACUGGUGACCUUGGGCCAUAUCUUCCUCAUAGAAUUGUUUUAAGGAUGUUAAUGGGACGUACGAGGAAUUUGUGUAUUAGCUAUCAUGAGCCCUUAGGAGGAAUUAAGCCAUUUUUCAGAACAGACUCUAAUUCAUUUUAAAGUGUAAUGUCUCAAAAUGACCUUUAGUAGUUUGACUUUCAAAACCUUGUUUAGCAUCCCAAAUAAAAUGCCUUGAUUUCUGCCCUAUUAGCGACCACCAUGCUUUUCAUCCAGGCCUUAACUUACAUUUAAAAUGUGUCAAUUCCAUUAUUUUCUUCCACCAACUUUUACUUGCCACCAGGUUGUUAAGAGAGAAGACAUUCAGCAGUUUUUUGAAGAAUUUCAGUCUCGGAAGAGGAGGAGAACAGACCGGAUGCAGUACUACUGUAGUUAGACUGGCCUGGAAAUCGAAGGACAAGUUUUUUGCUACCCCUUUUCAUUCUUCCCUCCCUUCUGAUUUAAUUCAAGUACCUGUUCAUCUUGGCUUUUGUCUUAUAAGGCAAUGCUUGCUGCUUUACAGCUUAAACAUGUGCUCUAAUUUCAUGGCAGCUGUGCUGAAAAUUAACAAGAUCAUGGUUUCAUAAAAAUGCCAAUUAAUUUGUGUUGAAGGAAUUGGGGAUGGGGUUAGUGUCCUAAGGUAUAUACUUAGAAAAAGAUUAACAAGCCUUCUAAACAGCUGUAGGUGAUGAAUCAUUCUUCAAUUGGUUAAAAGAAAAACCUAAAUCACUGACUGAAGUUUACAGAACAAUGUUUUUAAUCAGGGUACCCCUUUUUCAUGCAGAUGUUUUUAAAAUAAGAAUUCAUACCUGUUCAAUUUAAGUACACCCUCUUAUUAAUUUCUAGUACAAAUCAUGUUCUGUAGGCAUUUUGCUGGUUUAAGAGAGUGAAUACAGGAUUAGAAUGUGGAUUAAUGAACCUCUCAUUGAAUGAAGUAUAAAUUCUAGCUAAACUUUGAAAUGAACAGACUGACACAUGCAAAUUCCAGGUAAUAUUUCCUUGAUAACUCCUACUGUAUAGCAGCUUUUUACAAUGAAAUUACUGUAAAUGUUAAUUUCCUGCCCCCACAGAAUGUAAAUACAUUGGUUGCUGCAGGAUGCUACUAGGUAAUCAUUGUACUUUUUAGACUGCAAGGAAUCUCUGGCUUGGAAGCUUAUAUAAUGUAAUUGUUCUAGUUUGUAUAUGUUUCAGAGGGGUAGCCUACAAAGGUAUUUACCCACCUGUAAAAUAAUGAACUUGUGAUCUUUUUGUAAUAAUUUUAGAUAAUAAAACCAAGGCAAGAAUAUUGUAAAUAAUGUUAAAACCAAUGUUCAGAAGCAGUUUUCUUAUUAGUGCUCAACUUAAUGAUCUAAUUAUUCAAGCAAAUCUUAAAUGUGUGUAUUCAGAACCCUUAAAGCGAUGUCUUCUUCUGCCACCAUUUGGUUUUUUUAAUCUCAAUAAAGCAGUUGGUUGUCAUUAGUGAUGUUGCUAAAUUUUGGAAUGAUUGUGCCUGUUCAAAAACUUUUGCAAAUGUGGUUUACUCAGAGUUGCCUCAUUUUUGUUCCAGCAGCCCAAAGAGGAUAGUUCCUACUCAGUCUGGUUUGAAACAAGAUAAUGGUAGGCUUGCUCUAGAGAUUAUGGGCUCCUAGAGACAUAAUGCAAGAUUUGCUUAUGGCAGAGCAAGCAGGUGUUUGAUAGCUACGCUUCUAGUCUCAUCAAUGUUAGUAUGCUAUUACUGUAUCAGCUAGUUGAAUACCAACGUCACUUGUCUUUGCAUGUGGCUUGUGGCUUCCCUCACUUGGCUCUGCCACCCCCCCCCCCCCCAAUAGUAGCUGCUGCAGGAAGCAUGGCAGCUGCGGAGAAAAGGAUUAACCUUCCCUCCUUCCAAAUAUGUAGGCAACAACCUUCCAUGGAUACCUGUGAAGAUUCCCUUGCCCAAGCACGCUGUUGCAAUAUGUCUUAUGCUCAAAGAAGGGAGGCAACAGUGGGGUGGGGUAAUAUGCCCAUACUAGAGCAGUUUGCUUGGGGUGACUAGGCUGCAUUGUGAGAGAAUUUAAAGGAAUGUUAAGUAGGAGAAUGGGGUACAUGCUAGUGAUAGUGGAAUGGCUGUGGCCUUGCUCACUUUUAGAUGCAGCCUUGCCUUUCCACUGGCAUGUAACCAUAAUGUUUCCCAUGGACAGCACACACCCUUGUUUUUAUUAUUAUUAUUAUUAUUAAUAAUAAUAAUAAUAAUAAUUAAUAAUAAAAAUACCCCGCCUAUCUGGUUGGGCUUCCCCAGCCACUCUGGAUGGCUCCCAACAGAAUAUUAAUAAUAACUAGGGUGCCAGUGUGUUGUUUUGCAUAUUCCCUCAGCCAAAACUCAGGACUACAUGGGUAACUUGCACUGAAGUUGAUUUUAAUCUUGAAGCUGUUACACUACCUGUCUAUGAUGUGCUAAAUGAAAUAAAUAACUUCUGUUCAGCAAAGGGUCAUUGGAUGCACAUCUUUACCCAACCACAUUGCUGUAAACAAGGGAAGUAGUGCAAUACAUGAGUCAGAUCCAUCUAGUUUGACACCGAUUGUGGUUUUGCAUUUUAAAAAGCACUGUAGGAGGUAGUGAGGAAAUCGAUAUACUAAGUAUUUAAUACACAAUACUCACAGGGUUUGGGUUGGUUCAUGUGGGGAAGAGGUGGUCCUCAGCCACAUCAGGCUUUGCAGGUCAAAACCAGCAUUUUGGAAACUGAUACGCAACCAGUGUAGUUGUGCUAGAAUUGGUGUUAUAUGGACUGACUGUCCUACCCAGGUCAACAAUCUGGCUGCUGAAUUCUGCACCACCUGCAGGUAUUGAACCUUCAAAGGCCACCCCAUGUAUAGCACAUGUACAACUAGGUUACCAGAGCCUAGACAACAGAAGUAAGGCUGGGCCCACCAGAUGGAACUGACAGAAGGCAUUCCACUCUACCAGGGUUACUUGGGCCUUGAGCAACAGCAAUGAACCCAGAACUGCCCCCAAGCUACAUACUUGCUGCUUCAGAGGGGGUAUAACACCAUUCUUCCAGUCUUGGCUGGAUUAAGCUGCAGGUGGCUUUUACCUAGUCUUGUUACUGAGGCUGAAGACAGAGCCCAACAAAACUUUCAGUGUAGGUUAGCUAUGGCAUAUCCAACAGUAAUUGGGCUUAAGGAUAUUGUUAAACCAAUUGAUGUGGCCAUGCUAGUUCAUUAGUGGGGAAAAAAUCUAAGAGAUACAACAGAGUACAGAGAUACAAGAGGCUGCACAGAGUACAGCCUUAUUAGAAUCAAGUAAAAUGUAUCUGACUACGGAGCAAACUUUGGCAUAACCUGAAACCUGUGGGAUAACCAGCCUCAGAUAACC
Messenger RNA from Podarcis lilfordi (Lilford's wall lizard), 14998 nucleotides. Lineage: Eukaryota; Metazoa; Chordata; Lepidosauria; Squamata; Lacertidae. The record is from the annotation of a GenBank genome assembly.